AUAUUACAAGGUUAUGAAUCUGGCUCUGAAGAAGAGGGGGAAAUUCAUGAAAAGGCAAGAAAUGGAAAUAGGUCUAGUACUAGAUCUGCCACUACCAAGGGGAAACUUGAACUUAUGGACAAUAAAAAUAGUACAAAAAAGCGAAGUAAAAGCAGAUCCAAAGAACGGACUAGACAUAGGUCUGAUAAAAAGAAAAGUAAGGGAGGUGUUGAAAUAGUUAAAGAGAAGACAACUAGGAGCAAAUCAAAGGAGAGGAAAAAGUCUAAAAGUCCAUCCAAAAGAAGUAAGUCUCAAGAUCAAGCAAGAAAAUCAAAAUCUCCUACCCUUAGAAGGCGAUCUCAAGAGAAAAUUGGGAAGGCCAGAUCUCCUACUGAUGACAAGGUUAAGAUUGAAGAUAAAAGUAAGUCAAAAGAUAGAAAAAAAUCCCCAGUUAUAAAUGAAAGAAGUCGUGAUCGAGGCAAAAAAUCCAGAUCCCCAGUUGACUUAAGAGGUAAAUCCAAAGACAGAAGGUCACGGUCCAAAGAG
Molecule: messenger RNA, 525 nt
Organism: Myotis davidii
Lineage: Eukaryota; Metazoa; Chordata; Mammalia; Chiroptera; Vespertilionidae
Product: serine/threonine-protein kinase PRP4 homolog
Exons: 1
Source: RefSeq, a predicted model, not a curated record